CCGUACUUCCGGGAAAGAUGACAACUACUCUCUCGCAAAGCAACAAAAAUGGCGUGCUUAAGGAAGCCCAUAUUGCUUGCAGUAGCUUUGUUCUUUGGCACCGUGACUUUAUGUGGUGCUAGGUUUAUAUAUUGCUUUCUAGUUCUUCCUCUGUUACUUGCGCUAUUGCUUGCUUGGACUGAUGAUCCGAAAGGUAACAAGCGGAUAUGUGUGCUAGUUCUUGGAGACAUCGGCCGUAGCCCACGGAUGACGUAUCACGCGCUGUCAUUGGCUCGCCAUGGUUUUUUUGUGACGCUUACAGGCUUCCGUGAAACUGAACCCCAUAGAGAUCUCUUACAUCAUGAAAGAAUAAAUAUUCAGCCGGUUUCUGAAUUUAGAAUGCUUAAAGUUGGUCCACGGAUGUUUCAGUACUUUAUUAAGGUGAUUGUGCAGGCUUUUCAGCUUUUUUACAUAUUACUCAAGAUUGAUCCCCUUUCUUAUAUCAUUCUUCAGAAUCCACCAGGCUUGCCUAGUAUUGCAGUUACGUGGUUGUUUUGUGUUCUGAGAAGGAGCCAGCUCAUAAUUGACUGGCAUAACUAUGGCUAUUCAAUCAUGAGCCUGACAAAUGGACCAAAGCAUCCAAUUGUGCGAAUUGCAAAAUGGUAUGAAAAAGUGUUUGGACGUCUGUCUGACUACAACUUUUGUGUAACAAACGCAAUGAAGGAGGACUUAAUGGUCAACUGGAACAUCAAAGCUGCUACUCUCUAUGAUAAGCCUGCCUCAAUUUUUCAAGAAACUCCAAUUGAAAUGCAGCACAAGUUAUUCAUGAAACUUGCAAAGGAGUAUCCGCCAUUCAAAUAUCCGUCACAAUCGAAAUGCUCAGGCACUGAAAAAACUGCUUUUACGGAAUUAAAACUGGAAAAAGGCACCAUUAGCUUCAAUAAGGAAUGCCCUGCAUUAUUAAUCAGUAGUACAAGCUGGACAGAGGAUGAAGACUUUUCAAUAUUACUGAAAGCACUGGAAGAGUAUGAAUUGUUUAUUAGAAAUGGAGCUAAACUUCCACCACUUGUAUGUGUUAUAACAGGAAAGGGGCCUUUAAAAGAACACUACAGCAAGCUAAUUAGAGAGAUGCAGUUCAAGAACAUCCAGAUUUGCACACCAUGGUUGGAGGCAGAAGAUUAUCCUCUUUUAUUGGGAUCUGCUAAUCUGGGAGUGUGUCUCCAUAAAUCAUCCAGUGGUCUGGACCUUCCUAUGAAAGUGGUGGAUAUGUUCGGUUGCUGUCUUCCUGUUUGUGCAAUUAAUUUUAAAUGUUUACAAGAACUCGUAAAACAUGGAGAAAACGGUUUAAUAUUCAAAGAUUCACUAGAGCUUGCGGAACAAUUAAAGGAUAUGUUUACAGAUUUUACAAGUAAGUCAAGCAAAUUGAAAAGAUUUCAACAAAAUCUUCGAGAAUCUGUACAAACACGAUGGGAUGAAACCUGGGAUCAGAUUGUUCUACCAGUAAUUACAGAAAACUAUAAGACAUAAAUGCAGCAUUACAUAGAACUUCUUCUCUUCCUUUAUGUGUUGCUGUAAGACUGCAUGCCAAAAUGUAAAAUUGGAAAGAACAGAAAAACCUGCUCAGUUAAAAAAAGUGAAAAUUGUAGGUCUCGGUUUUUUAUGGUAAAGGGGCAGGCAAUACAGUGAAGUGAGAGAUUUGAUGAAUUGUUACUGGUCAUGUGCAUAAAUGGAUGGCAAUUUAAUAAACUUGGAACAAACUUUCUGUACUAAACAAUGCUGUUGUAAUUCAUUUCACAAUUGCUCCUCCUUUUAAAGAUACAAUCCCAUAAUGUUUACCUCCUAUCCAUUACAUGUCAAUUUUAUACUGGGAGGUAUUUCCUAUGGUUAUAUGCCAUUGAUAGUUUCAGAAAAUAUGAUAAAUUGUUUGUAUAUUUGUAUUGUUUGUAUUGUCACAGAGAUUUUGAAUGCCCAUUGCACACUCUUCUUUUAAAUCCUUCUCGCACUG
This is a messenger RNA of Xenopus tropicalis (tropical clawed frog), 1984 nucleotides long. It is a transcript of the gene alg1, whose product is annotated as ALG1, chitobiosyldiphosphodolichol beta-mannosyltransferase. The record is from RefSeq and is a predicted model, not a curated record. The transcript has 13 exons. Bases 49 to 1506 code for a protein of 485 amino acids. Lineage: Eukaryota; Metazoa; Chordata; Amphibia; Anura; Pipidae. Gene Ontology annotation, cellular component: endoplasmic reticulum membrane. Gene Ontology annotation, molecular function: chitobiosyldiphosphodolichol beta-mannosyltransferase activity; glycosyltransferase activity; mannosyltransferase activity.